AUGCCCCCCGUGGUCAGAGACCCCGCCGCCGACGAGCCCGACGAGCUGGGCCUUGAGGGUGCCGCUUUAGAAAGAGUCCUCGCUCCCCUGCCCCGACGCCGCCGCCCCGCCCAGCCGUACCAGUCUGUCGAGGAAACCAUCGCCGCCGUCUCCAACGGCGCCGCCGACUCCACCGCCACACGUCUCCAGCGUGGCGCCAAUUUAUUCACCCCGGCUCAGAGAGCCGCCAUUGUGCGCGAGACUAGGCGGCUGACGGAGAGGAUGAUACAGCGUUUUGCUGAGAGGAACGCCGCCAACGCCGCCGACCCCAACAGCAGUAGCAGCAGCAGCAGCAUAAGCAGUAACAGCAGCAGCAGUGCAGCAACAUCGUCUGCUGGAGAAGUUCGUGGUGGUGGUCGUGGUGGUCGAGGAAGAGACGCGGACGUGGACGUGGCUGGUUACGAUUUUCAGAGAAGCUGUCCUUUUUUUUACCAAGCUUCUUUUUACUCAGGUUUCUCUUUGCUUUAA
Colletotrichum navitas is the source of this 507-nucleotide messenger RNA. RefSeq lists its product as uncharacterized. Bases 1 to 507 code for a protein of 168 amino acids. NCBI's taxonomy places the organism in Eukaryota, Fungi, Ascomycota, Sordariomycetes, Glomerellales, Glomerellaceae. The transcript has a single exon. The record is from RefSeq and is a predicted model, not a curated record.